GCCCUGGGCUUGCUAUGCUGCUUGUUUUUUCCUUCAAAAUUGCUUUUAAUCCAGAUAAGCAUCAAGAACCAUCCUGCAGCACUGCUCUGAAGUGGUAAUUAGGAGGUAGGAGGGAUUAAUGGCUGCAGGAGGUGGUGGCAGAAGCCCUGGCAGCGUGGGCACAGAGCAAUUCGUCCUGCGAUGAGUCAGUGGGAGGCGCAGUGAUUCUGCAUUGUGCCACAUUCAAGUGGCACGGCAGUGAGGAGCAGGCAGCGUUCCUUUAGCUCCCAACCCUUUAAAUCCAUACCCAGCCUGGACCUGCAACUGCAGCAUUGUCAUCAAUUAGGAGGAAAUUCUGCCGUGCCAGCCUCGGAAGGCUGUAAUCAGCCAGGAGAUGAGGGAAAAGGAAACUGCACCGUGCAUUGAGACCUCUGCCUUUUCUGAGCUGGCACAGGAAAAGUCCUUCAUUUCUUUGACAGCUGAGCUGAGGAAACAAACCACCACCUCCCUCAUAUUCCUAAACAGUUGGUGAAGUGGAAGUGGAUCAGCUCUGAUAUAAAACAGCCUUACAGCUGAAGCUUGAAAAAUGGUGUUUGAUGUUUUGAGAAACAAGCUGGGACAUCGGUGUCACUACUCUGAGUGCCUUUAUCCGCUGGUGAGGGCAAGCCUGUGCUGUCUGCACCGCCACCCAACGCAUCAGCAAGGACUGGACCUGGCCAGAGGAGAUCCUGCUUGGGAAAUCAGGUUUUAUAGUGUCGCUAUGUUGGAGCAGAUCCAUCUGCUGGCUGCCGUGACGGUUCUUGGGGUCCUGGAGCAAGCCUACUUCUUCCUCCAGGUGAUCCAUGCAAGGCGCACGUUUGGCGUUUCUCCUCCCAACAUCUCAGGCCCACCUGAAUUUGAGCGGAUCUUUCGAGCACAGGUGAACUCCUCAGAGUAUUUUCCCAUUUUCGUGGCACUCCUGUGGCAGGCUGGACUCUUUUUCCACCAAGGUCUGGCUGCAGCCCUGGGCCUGCUCUAUCUUUACUCCCGCUAUUGCUACUUUACGGGAUACAGAGCAUCAUCCUCAGACAGGCUCACCCCCAUCUACUUCAGCACCGGCGUUCUCUGGGUGCUCGUCGCAGCAGCGACCCUGGGCCUCCUGCAUUUCUUUCUCUCUCACUAUGUGGGUCUGAAUGUCCUCCGGCUGCUUGCAGCAUGAUGCUCCUGGCCAUCACUGGCAUCACCACUUCGUAUCUGCCCCCAGCUACAAGCCCACCUCACUGUGCUUCCAACACCUGUGGAGCUGGCAGAGCCACAAAGGCCUUUCUGAAGGUUGUUUGUGCCCAGCACUCCAUGCCUAGCUGCUCUGUAUGACUGAUGGCCAAAGCAAGGAGAAUUUUUGGAAAACAGAAGUAAGCUCUUCUCAGCCCCCGCAUCCAGCCCAGGCACCGUGGGGUCAGCACAGCCUCCCAUGGUGCACAGCCAGGAAGAGAAUUUCUGAGGAAGCAUCCACAGGCUGGGGCAGGGCAGAGACAAGGGGCGACCCAGAUCAGGUCCCUGCACACUGCUGGCUGUGCUGCAGCAGUGCUGCUGCACACAACAUGCACAGGAGCUGCUGCCAAUAAAAGGACACUGAGCUUGCUGAGCUAUGCAUGUCCUCAUGGGUCUGCAUCUGGCACAGGGCAAAACCUCUCUUUUGGGGUGCAGGGCUGUUUGGUUUCCCUGCAGGGAUGAAGACAGUAGUGGUGCAAAGCUGGUUAUCAGCAGUGCAGAGCUCUUCAGGUGGGCUCAGCCCCUGUGACAACAGGGCUGGAAACGCUGGUUCUGUAGGCUGGCAGUACACAGCUCAGGGAAUAGCAGAGGUGCUCUGUUGCCCUCGGCACCAGGAACCUCUCACCAAAUUCAGCGAGAACAGCUGCAUCAGCGUGCUGCUGGAUUAACAGGAUUGUAAGCCUUGUCAUGCUCCCUCCUUUCCCAGUGACAGGCAUAUCUUACAUUGGAAGAACACAAAGCACUUUUUGGGGAAGUUAUGAACUUUGCAAAUUGCUUAACUUCCUUCCCUGUGGUUUAAUUGCUUUGUCCAGCAGAGCCCCGGUCUGUUUCCCUUUCAGGCUCUUGGAUUUGUGCAAACAAUUCAAUUCCAAACCAAACUAACAGCACUCAUCUGUGCAAAGUUUCCAGCACAGCUCCAACCUUACGGGAACCCCCUGGAUGUGAAAUCCCCCCUCAAGCCCGGGCAGGUCUUGCAGCCGGAGGAGAGCUGCUCCCCUCUCCCAGGGAUGCCGCCAUCGCUCUGCUCCUCCUGCACCA
Molecule: messenger RNA, 2268 nt
Organism: Centrocercus urophasianus (Greater sage-grouse)
Lineage: Eukaryota; Metazoa; Chordata; Aves; Galliformes; Phasianidae
Product: leukotriene C4 synthase-like
Exons: 7
Coding region: 566-1177 (203 amino acids)
Biological process (GO): leukotriene biosynthetic process
Cellular component (GO): endoplasmic reticulum; membrane; nuclear envelope
Molecular function (GO): leukotriene-C4 synthase activity; glutathione peroxidase activity; glutathione transferase activity
Source: RefSeq, a predicted model, not a curated record